AUGUUAAUUAAUGUCAGCAAACCUUUUCAAAUCCUCCAAUGGAUCACUUAUAUAUCCAUAAUAGUAGGUGUUCAACUUUUAAUAGUGUUACCUAUUUCUGUGCUCAUAUUCCAUGAUUUCUACACAAGACUCAUACCACCAGACUCAUCUCAAUAUGUUCCUGUGUCCACUUUCGAACAAUAUGAUGAGUUAACAUACAGGCAUUUAAUCACCAGGGUACCCAUUGAGAAACCACUGUAUUCGGUGGAAGAUAAUGGUCUGGAUCAAAACUUACCAUUACGUGAUAAUAUAUUGUACAAAAUGGAUAUCGACAUGAAGUUCUUCUGUUUAAACGAAAAUGAUCUGAGUAGAAAUAAUCUUGAAGUGUUGGAUUUUCAAGUCAGAGUUAGAAAUAAUUAUCAGAAGACAAAAGCAACUAGUGUAAUAUAUAGAAGAAAAAUUCCAAUUACAUGCCUAAAUGAACAUGAUUCAAUUGUUGAGGAUGAAAUUCACAAAUAUGGGAAAAAUAGAUUAGCAAUGUACCAAAGAGAAUGGUUGAAUAGUAUAUAUGUCGAUGAUCUAAUCUACAUACCGUCAGAGAUACGUCAGAUUCAAUACCAUUUCGUACUACCUGGUCAAAGGUUAAUACUGCAACCAGAAUCAAAUAUAUAUAUGCGAAUGGAAUUCAAACAAGGUAUCAGAAAUAUGAUGCUUAGAUGGAAAAAAUUGACUUACUUGAUCGGUAUAACUGUCUUCUAUAUAUUUAUAACGACAUUAUUUUUUAUUUCCACUGGCUCAUCGUUUUACUAUAUGAAAUCUCAAAACUUUAUCACACCGGUUGCUGAUAUAAAAUUAUGA
Molecule: messenger RNA, 837 nt
Organism: Tetrapisispora phaffii CBS 4417
Lineage: Eukaryota; Fungi; Ascomycota; Saccharomycetes; Saccharomycetales; Saccharomycetaceae
Gene: SEI1
Product: seipin
Exons: 1
Coding region: 1-837 (278 amino acids)
Source: RefSeq, a predicted model, not a curated record